AUGGUCCCGUUCAAAAAAAAAUGGCUAAUUUAUGUUAUUCUGUCCGCUGUUCUCCUGUUUGCCUAUCGAAGAACCGUCCUGUACGCCUUCGCCCCAGGUGCCAAUUACUCAAAGCCGCCGAAAGGAUUCAAAUUCGAAUGGAAGUACUUCAAGGAAAACCACCCCGUGAAAUCAUUUGUCCCCCUACCUUCUGGCCCGGUUAAAACGCUCCCCAAGGUUCAGCAUGCGUUCUCAGAUCAAUCCUUCAAAGAAAUUCUGUCGAAGCAAAAGUCCCGACAGGAAGCUGUCAAACAAACGUUCCUUCGUGCCUGGAAUGCGUACAGGAAUUACGCAUGGAUGCACGACGAAGUUACUCCUCUCACAAGAGGAUCUUACAACACUUUUGGCGGAUGGGCAGCUACCCUUGUUGACAGUCUUGACACCCUAUGGAUAAUGGACCUGAAAGAUGAAUUCCAGGAAGCUGUUGGCGCCGUUGCUGACAUCGACUUCACCAUGACUAAAUCCGUGGAAAUCAACGUCUUUGAAACAACAAUCCGCUACCUCGGCGGCCUUCUAUCAGCUUAUGAUCUAAGCGGAGAGCCGGGGCUUCUCACCAAGGCCACAGAGCUGGGAAACAUUCUCUACGUUGCCUUUGACACUCCAAACCGCAUGCCUGUUACACGCUGGAAAAUCCAUGCCGCGUUCCUCCACCACAAGCAAGAGGCCUCUGCCCACUGCCUCCUUGCCGAAAUCGGCUCCCUGACGAUGGAAUUUACCCGCCUGUCGCAACUCACCAAGGACCCUAAAUGGUACGAUGCUGUUCACCGAGUUACAAAACUAUUCGAGGAACAACAGGGGGAAACGAUGCUUCCGGGAAUGUGGCCUCUUAUUCUCGAUGCGCGCAAGCGAAAUCUACAGGGGCAAAGGAAUAGCUUCACUCUGGGCGCGAUGGCUGACUCCUUCUACGAGUACCUGCCCAAGAUGCACGCGCUGCUGGGUGGGGUGGAUGAUAUGUAUGGGCGAAUGUACAAAGAUGCCAUGGCUGUGGUGGCCAAACAUGUCCUUUAUAGGCCCAUGGUGCCAGACAAUGCAGAUAUACUCUUUUCCGGCAUGGUGACUGCGUAUGCCAAUAGAAAUGUCCAGCUCAGUGCCGAGGGCCAGCAUCUCGUCUGCUUUGCCGGUGGCAUGUUUGCACUGGGGUCCAAAUUAUUCGAUAUCCCAGCCCAUAUGGAUAUUGCGCGUAAACUUACAGACGGGUGUAUCUGGGCAUACAAAGCGACUCCCUCAGGGAUGAUGCCCGAGGUAUUCCACAUGGUUCCAUGCGCAGCCAACGAACCUUGCUUCUGGGAUGAGGCAAAGUACAAGAAGGCAGUAGCUGACGCACAUGAAAAUUCCCGGCCCUCUCCCAACCAAGGACAAGGACAAGACCAAGACAACAGCGCAGAGGCAAUCAUAGCUCGCGAACGCCUCCCCAAGGGUAUUAAAUCCAUAACGGACAGGCGGUAUAUCCUUCGCCCGGAAGCCAUCGAGAGUGUCUUUAUUCUAUAUCGCACUACCGGCCGGACGGAGCUUCUCGAUACGGCAUGGGAGAUGUUCACGGCCAUUGAGGACAUGACGAAGAGUCCCUAUGGAAAUGCGGGACUGGAUGACGUUACGACUGCGACAGGAGCGACCGGGGAAGUGCCGUUGUCAAACCGCAUGGAGAGCUUCUGGCUAGCGGAGACCUUGAAAUAUUUUUAUUUGAUGUUCAGUGAUCCUAGUUUGGUUAGCUUGGAUGAAUAUGUGUUUAAUACGGAGGCGCAUCCCUUUCGGCGAAUGGCGUGAUUACGGUCCACUGUCAAUUGCUGCAUGUUCAUUGCGAAUUUAUGUAUAUAGCUGCAGAGUUGCUUUAACUCUUUUUUUUGCAUUUGGGUG
Messenger RNA from Histoplasma capsulatum G186AR, 1893 nucleotides. RefSeq names its product glycosyl hydrolase. Gene Ontology annotation, molecular function: calcium ion binding; mannosyl-oligosaccharide 1,2-alpha-mannosidase activity. Gene Ontology annotation, cellular component: endoplasmic reticulum; Golgi membrane. The transcript has a single exon. Bases 1 to 1803 code for a protein of 600 amino acids. Gene Ontology annotation, biological process: N-glycan processing; carbohydrate metabolic process. The record is from RefSeq and is a predicted model, not a curated record. NCBI's taxonomy places the organism in Eukaryota, Fungi, Ascomycota, Eurotiomycetes, Onygenales, Ajellomycetaceae.